AUGGACAAAAUUACAUCGCCGUGUUUUGAUUUAACAUCUUACCAAACUGAUUAUUUGAGACCCAUUCCUAUCAUCUUUAACUCUGACUUUUAGUGGGAUGAUAACAUGGCAAUAAAUAAUGUUUAGUGGAAUUAUUCUCUAGAAGUUAAUCAUGAUAAAGUGAGUCAAGUCAGAGAAAUAAUACAGAAUACUUGUACAACAGAAAUAAGUGAUGAAGAAUAAAAAAUUUUAUUCAAUUAUUUACAAAAUGAAAAAGACUUGCUUAAGAAUUGCGGAUUCACUUGUCAAAGAUUACCAUAAAUUAUAGAAAAAAAUAAGGAGAUUGCACACUUUUUAUUGAUAUCCAUCUGUCACUUUGAUGGAUUCGAAGAAUACUUAGAUGUUUUCAUUCAAAGUGAUGUAACUCAAAACUCAUUAGAAUUAUUUGCAUAACUUUUUGGAGAACUUAAAUUGCCAUUGGAGUAUAUCACACAAUAUAUCAAUUACUGUAUUGAGUAUUGCAAUAAUAUUAAGGAAAAAUAGUAGCAAAACAAGCUUGUUAGAUAUGUUUCAAUAUUUAUUUAGCAUAUGCUCAAAUAAAAAGCAUUUGCCACAAAGGAUGUGUUAACCAACUUAUAAGCCUUUUGUAUUGAGUUCUCCAAAGUAGGUGAAGUGUCAAAACUUUUUAAAUUAGUUAAAGCAUAAGAAUCCACGACCUUGUGA
Messenger RNA from Paramecium tetraurelia, 702 nucleotides. RefSeq lists its product as uncharacterized. NCBI's taxonomy places the organism in Eukaryota, Ciliophora, Oligohymenophorea, Peniculida, Parameciidae. The record is from RefSeq and is a predicted model, not a curated record. The transcript is spliced from 5 exons. Gene Ontology annotation, cellular component: CCR4-NOT complex. Gene Ontology annotation, biological process: mRNA catabolic process; negative regulation of translation.